UGAGUUUUUAUGUGAACUAGAGCUUUCUUUUUUUAGAGUUCUCGUACUCAACUUAUGAUGACUUCAGGUAAAGAAGAAAUUGAGCAAAAUAGUGUAAGGGCAGAAACCUAACUUGCUACCUUGUCUGGAGUCACUCGGUGACAGCUCAACCUGAUGGAUAACGACAGUUUUCCAACAAAAACUAAUCCAAAAAUGGCAGAACUCUUUAUGGAAUGUGAAGAAGAAAAUCUUGAACCAUGGCAGAAGAAAGUAGACAAAAAAAGUCAGGAUGAAGAUGAUGAUGAGCCAAUCUUUGUUAGAGAGAUAGCAAGUUCAAAACCAGCCAUUUCAAACAUUUUGAACAGAGGUAACCAUGGCUCAUCCUCAAAGAGAAUAAAGAAAGAGAUACUUAGUCCUGAUCAAGGUACAGUAUUACACUCAAUACCAGGUCCUGUGGCUUCCUUACCUAGAUUUCAUCUUGAAUCUAAAUCUUCACCGAGCUCUCCUAAUGUGUCUAAACCUGUUGAAUCAAAUGAUCAUUCAGACUUAAUGUUGGACUCGACCCAGGCUUCAUUACCACCUUCCCAAGACAUACCAGCAAUUUUUAAAGAAGGUAUGGGUCGAACUUCAUCUGUAUCAAAACGUCAUUCUACUCCUCAAGUAAAUGUAGUUACUCCAAAAAAGCCAAAGGCUGAUGAAGAUAUUUCUGAAGUAGAUUCUCCUGCUUCAUUGACUUUAUUUAGCACUUCUUCACAGUCUUCUGAGGUUAUACUAUCACAAGUAUUUGAUGAACUCAUGCUAUUCUUCAAACUUCUUGUAAAGCAGGCCUUUUAUGAGCGUUGUUGUCCAGACAUGGUAAAUAACCUUUUGAGAAUUAUUAAAGCUGAAUUUUUAUAUGCUGAAAACAAAAAUAAGAUUGGUUCAGAGACAGGAAAAUUGAUCAUGUUAGUUAGUGACUUUUAUUAUGGAAGACAUGAAGGUGCCGUUGAAGAGGAACAGAAGACUUAUACAACCUUUAAGUGCUUCAGUUGCUUGAAAGUUCUUAAAAAUAAUAUUAGGUUUAUGAACCACAUGAAGCACCACUUGGAACUUGAGAAGCAGAACAGUGAGAGCUGGGAAAACCAUACCACCUGCCAGCACUGCUACCGGCAGUAUCCCACACCCUUUCAGCUGCAGUGCCACAUUGAGAGUACACACACACCCCAUGAGUUUUCUACUAUUUGUAAAAUCUGUGAAUUAUCAUUUGAAACAGAGCAUAUUCUUUUACAACACAUGAAGGAUACUCAUAAACCCGGUGAAAUGCCAUAUAUUUGCCAGGUUUGCCAGUUUAGAUCAUCAACAUUUUCUGAUGUAGAAGCUCAUUUUAGAGCAUCCCAUGAAAACACUAAGAACUUGCUAUGUCCAUUUUGCCUCAAAGUUAGUAAAAUGGCAACUCCCUACAUGAAUCAUUACAUGAAGCAUCAGAACAAAGGAAUUCAUCGUUGCACAAAAUGCAGACUACAGUUUUUGACCUGCAAGGAGAAAAUGGAUCACAAUCUACAGCAUCGUACAUUUAUAAAACCUAAAGAACUAGAAGGAUUGCCUCCUGGAACAAAAAUUACUAUUCGAGCUUCACUUGGACCUCUUCAAUCAGGAGCCUCAGCCACACCUUCCAGUUGUGCUCCAAGCACUUCUUCUCUUCAGGUCUCACCUCCAAAGUCUAAAAAUACCACUGCUAAAAAUCCCUCAAAAUCUAAUGGAAGUAAAUCUAAGACAAGUAAGACUCAAUUUACAACUGCAUGCAGUGCAAGUAAACCCAGUUCAAGUCAGACAAAUGGAGGUACAUCUAAGUAUAAACUCGGUUCAAGUAAGGCAAGUGGAAGUACAUCUAAAAGCAAAGCAAAACCCUCUUACAAGCAAAGGAGACAACGUAACAGAAAAAAUAGAAUCAACAUAGCUUUGAAGAAAAUCAGGUGUCAUCGAAUUCACAAGUGCAUUGAGUGUCAUUCCAAAAUAAAAGAUUUUGCAAGCCACUUUUCUAUAUAUAGCCACUUGUCUGGUGAGGGCCUCAUUGACAGCACCUUCUUGCUGUGCCCUCACAUGGUGGAAGGAAUCAUGAUCUUUUAUUUAAAACUAAGAAAGUAUGGUCAUAAAAUUAAUAAAUAUAAUAAAAUUAAAAUAUUUUUUGUCUCUUGUCUUUCCAGCCCUCAUAGCAACAAUCCAAGUACACGGUUUUGUAUUUUUAAGAAACAUUCAGGAGCUUUCAGGGGCAUUACUCUAGUGUGCCUUAAAUGUGCUUUCCUAACUGAUUCUUCUGGCUUAGAUCUUAUGGCUAAACACCUGAGUCAACGUAAAACUCAUACUUGCCAAGAUACUUCCCAAGUUAUAAUAGAAAAUGGGAUGACCUCCAAGCCCACCAAAUUAAAGCACAACUUCCCACUGGGGGCUUUGGCUCUCGAUCUUAAGCUUAUGGGUUGA
Molecule: messenger RNA, 2436 nt
Organism: Tupaia belangeri chinensis (Chinese tree shrew)
Lineage: Eukaryota; Metazoa; Chordata; Mammalia; Scandentia; Tupaiidae
Gene: ZNF280C
Product: zinc finger protein 280C
Exons: 20
Coding region: 154-2436 (760 amino acids)
Biological process (GO): regulation of DNA-templated transcription
Molecular function (GO): RNA polymerase II cis-regulatory region sequence-specific DNA binding; DNA-binding transcription factor activity, RNA polymerase II-specific
Source: RefSeq, a predicted model, not a curated record